AUGAACUACCACCGUGGUCGAGCACUUGGAGGCAGCAGUGCUACCAAUGGCUUAUUCUACGGUCUUGGAAGUUCUUCCGUCUAUGAUCAGUGGGAGACUGACGGCAAUCCGGGAUGGAACUGGACGACCGUUUCCGCUGCCGCCAAGAAAGGCACCGUCUUCGUCGGCAAUCCUGCAAACACCAACGACCCUACGUACAUGACCUGGGAUCCGGCCAACUAUGGCACCGAAGGACCACUCAAAAUUGGCUUCCAGGGCUACGUCGUCAGAUCGAAUCCCUCUUUCAUGAAUGCGACAAGCGCCAUUGGCAUUCCUGUUGUGAAAGAUCAGAACGGCGGCAAUCCAAUAGGCAUCAAGCAAGGCACGAUGACGCUAGAUGAGAACUUCGAGCGCAGUUCUUCUUACGACUCCUAUUACAAAGCGGCAAAGGGGCGAACCAACCUCAAUGUUCGAGACCGAGCCGUCGUGGCCCGAAUCAUCUUCGACGAUAAAACACUUGGAACGGACGAAGUCCAUGCUGUCGGUGUGACUUUCAUUGAGGAUGGUAUCUUCCACAACAUUUCCCUGCUCGAAGGAAGUCAUCCUCUCCGCGGGUAUGGCAUUCCGGUUGUGGUCGCCAAUGAUAACGUUGGCAAUCACAUGCAAGAUCACACCGCUUUCAGUGUCAUCUAUUCUGUGAAGCCAGAGUUUGCCGAUGUAGCCAGUACGACUGACAUGGUCAACGACCUCACUUUCCUCGCCGAAGAGCAACGCAUCUUCUACAAUAGCUCUGACCCUCACGAGAAAGCCAAGAGUAAGUGGUCAGCCCCCCCUGGUUGCACCAACGCUUUCCAAGAAAUCUCGGACGAAGAGCUUGAGACGUUCGGUGCUGGGGACAUCGUCAAAGCCGGCCUUGUGCACCAAGCCCACAAUGAGAUCCUUUAUGAGACCAUGGCAGUGCAAGAUGUGAAGUACUUGCGCAAGAUCGCAGGGCACCCUGCCUGGGCGCAGUGGGUCGACAAGGAAGUCUCGCCCGGACCAAAUGUUCAGAGCGACGAAGACAUCUUGGAGUACGCCAGGACUUCAAUGAUCCCCAACUGGCAUGCAUCCAGCACAGUCCGCAUGCUUCCCAAGGACAAAGGCGGCGUCGUCGAUUACCGCCUUCGAGUAUACGGAACGAAGGGCCUUCGAGUCUGCGACGUCUCAACCUUUGGCCGCCUGCCGGACGUCAAUCUUGUGGGCCCGGUCUAUGCAGUAGCUGAACGUGGUGCGGAGAUCAUUCGAGAAGAGUAUGGUGAUCUUUGA
Parastagonospora nodorum SN15 is the source of this 1284-nucleotide messenger RNA. RefSeq lists its product as hypothetical. The coding region runs from base 1 to 1284 and encodes 427 amino acids. Gene Ontology annotation, biological process: secondary metabolite biosynthetic process. The record is from RefSeq and is a predicted model, not a curated record. Lineage: Eukaryota; Fungi; Ascomycota; Dothideomycetes; Pleosporales; Phaeosphaeriaceae. The transcript is spliced from 6 exons. Gene Ontology annotation, molecular function: flavin adenine dinucleotide binding; oxidoreductase activity, acting on CH-OH group of donors.